UAUAUAAAGUGGUGGCCCCUUGCAGGAUCAAGUCAUUCACCACACCAUGGUCUCAAAGUUCGCUCCCGUGCUGGUUGCACUGCUAGCUCUCGCAGCAGCCGAAGACAGCAAGGCUGCAGCGUCUGAUGCCAAGCCUGCCGAAGACAAGAAGCAAGGAAAGCGUGGGCUUUUCGGCCUCGGCUACGGAUAUGGCGGGUACGGCCUGGACUCGUACGACGGAUACGGUCUAGGCAGCUACGGAUACGGAAGCUACGGUCUUGGUGGAUACGGUGGACUCUCCAGCUACGACGUUGGCCAUGUUAAGGCCGUCACUAUCACCAAGGAAGUGCCUGUGGCUCAUCCAGUGCCUUACCCAGUGGAAGUAGAGAAGCACGUGCCUUACCCCGUCAAGGUUCCCGUCGCAGUCCCCGUCGACCGCCCCUACCCCGUCCACGUACCCAAGCCCUACCCCGUCACAGUAGAGAAGCCCGUGCCAUACCCCGUCGAGAAGCCAGUGCCUUACCCCGUGAAGGUUCCAGUCAAGGUACCUGUUGCACACCCAGUGCCAUACGCCGUUCCCAAGCCCUACCCCGUUUAUGUACACAAGCCCGUCGCUGUUCCCUACCCUCAGCCCAUCGUGGUCAAGAAACCCGUCUACAUCAGCGACCACAGCUACCACGGAGACUAUGACAGCUACGGAAGCUACGGAGGUUACGGAAGCUAUGGAGGCUGGGAACACAGCUACCACUAAACUUGAAACUGUUCCAGCCGUUCCUUCCAGGAACUGUUACUUCUCUGGAACUGUUCCAAAGUAACCUGUACCUCGGGCGAACUUUGCCGAUGUAACAGUUUACAACGGUACCUCUACCAAUGUCUUGUAUUUAUACCUGUUAUUAUAGACUUUUGUACCUGUAAUAUAGUAAUAAAGUGAUAAGUUACUUUUCCUAA
Molecule: messenger RNA, 927 nt
Organism: Macrosteles quadrilineatus (aster leafhopper)
Lineage: Eukaryota; Metazoa; Arthropoda; Insecta; Hemiptera; Cicadellidae
Product: zinc finger protein 512B-like
Exons: 3
Coding region: 47-730 (227 amino acids)
Source: RefSeq, a predicted model, not a curated record